AUGAAUAGAACUCAAAGUUGUCGAAUGGUGCAAAGUAACAAAUUAUUAGAACUAUUGAAAAAAAAGAAGAAAGCUGAGUCAUAAAAUCCAAGUUUGAGUCCAAGAUAGUAAUUAUCUCCUGCAAGAUUAGUAAAACUAAAAUCUCCAAAACAAAUUGAUGUUUAGAAAUGUAAUAACCAAAGUGUUAUACUAAUUUAGUUGUAACAGCUGCUGUAAAACUAAAAGGUGUUUCUUAUAUGAGAACCUUAAAUAGUGAUAGAGACAAUUAUGAACUUAUAAUAGCGCUAAUAACAUAGGAAAAACAGUAAAUAAUGUUAUAAAAUAGAUAUAUUGUUCCAAUAGGAUUGGAUCAAAGUACAACAGAUCUUUAUUAGAAGUUAAUAACUAAGAUGAGUUUUCAUGAUCCUUAAAAUUAUGAAAAGAUUGCAUAUUUUUAAAGCUAUACAUAAAAUUACAAUGUGGAUUAUUACUUGUCAUUAGAUGAUAAACCUUUAUAAGUGUUUAGCAAUGGGAGAACUUUAAAAUUGGUUCCAAUUUAUUAUAAUGAAAUUCAAAGUAAUUCUUUUGAUGAUUAUAUAUUGAUAAAAUGUAUUGGUGUGGGGUAGAGAUUUAAAAUUUUGUAGUGGUUUUUCGAGAGUGUAUAUGGUAAAGUCAAAAAAGAAUGGACAAUUCUAUGCGAUGAAAAUAAUAGAUAAAAUGUUUAUAACAAACAACAAUAAAGAGAAUAUGAUAAACAAUGAAAAAUUG
Molecule: messenger RNA, 747 nt
Organism: Paramecium sonneborni
Lineage: Eukaryota; Ciliophora; Oligohymenophorea; Peniculida; Parameciidae
Source: the annotation of a GenBank genome assembly